Blastocystis hominis is the source of this 936-nucleotide messenger RNA. RefSeq lists its product as hypothetical. The transcript has a single exon. Lineage: Eukaryota; Bigyra; Opalinata; Blastocystidae. The record is from RefSeq and is a predicted model, not a curated record. The coding region runs from base 1 to 936 and encodes 311 amino acids.
AUGAAGGGCCCAAAUAACCACAGUACUACCAUCGCCUUCGUUGAAGAGGGUAGUGUUUUGGCCCUUGCUAGCCAGGAGCCAAGCUCUCUUGAAAGCAGUAAUGAUGAAUUUAGCAGCAAUAUUGCAAAUUCAUCAUUUACUGGUGAGGAGAGUGCUCAUGGUUUUUGUAAUACUGGAAGCUUGGACCUAAAGCAGGGAAGCAGAAUUGUUUUCCCAACAUAUCCGUUUGAUAUGAACUGCUCUUUCCCUGAUGAUUUUACUAGUGGUUUGGGGAGUGUGGAUGAGUUUUCUGACCAUUGUAUCAAUGACACACUGAGUGAUCUAACCACUUCGUCGGACCUGGUAGAUUAUUCAAGUGAUUUCAGUCUCCCAUUGGAAUUCGGUACGGAAUUCAGUGGGGUGGUCAGCCCAUCGAGUAAUUGUGUUGGUGCGCUCAAGGACUUGCCCUUGGAAUACUCACAAUGUGAUUGUAUUGAACCUAACGGUUAUAGUUGCACAAAUAACUCUUCUGGAUCUUAUGGAGCUGAGGAUUCACGUGGAUCAAAGGGAUCAGACUAUUCAUCUGAUCAGAGAGAUUCUGAUGAAUACCAUGAUCCCAUGAGAAGUGAUGUGUUGAUUAGUAAUUCGAAUCAACACUCUCUCUCGACCUCCCUCCUCCUGGAUCAAAGAGAUAUUUGUGUUACCAUGGGCAUUGAAGGAUAUGUCAACCCGGUUCCUUAUUGUUUUCCUUCGGGUGCUGACAUCCUUACAGAUCAAGCAGAAGAGGUCUGCCAGGAGCCAGAUGGUUAUCGUACUUCUUUUAAUGCAUCAGCCUCAGCCUUACCUUCAUUAGAUAAUUGUUUCUUACCUUGCACUUUUUCAACUGGCGAAACUCUUUGUACUACUAGUGACAAUUGUAAUUCUUUUUGUAUUGUAAGGUUUUCUGAGAGUGCGUGA